AUGACCAUCACUUGCAUGGAUCUGAACGUCUAUAAUGCUGCAGCAAAAGGCAACAUCUCGUAUUUUAAAGAUCAUAGCUUUUUACAGCCACUUGAUCUAGAACCCUUUUUAACACCAAACAAAAACACAGUCCUCCAUAUUUUCAUCACAACACUCAAAAAUCAAAGAGAAUCAACAAAUCAAAAGAACUUCGUGGGAGAUAUACUCAACUUGUGUCCCUCACUUUUAUGUCAAGUCAAUGUCAAAGAUGAAACUCCAUUACAUGUCGCAGCAAGGUUUGGGCAUGCUAAUAUCGUUGAAGUUCUGAUUGAACAUGCAAAAUAUCCACAUCAUCAAGAUCUUGGAAGCGGGGCUAAAGCAGUCAGGAAGAUGCUAAGGAUGGUGAACAAAGAGAAAGACACAGCCUUACAUGAGGCUGUACGUUAUAAUCACCUUGAAGUUACAAAACUUUUAAUCAAGGAAGACCCAGAUUUUUCAUAUACCGUUAAUGAAGCUGGGGAGACUCCACUCUACAUUGCCGCUGAGAGAAACUAUGAAGAAUUGGCAAAGGAAAUUCUGCACAACUGCAAAUCACCCGCUUAUGAUGGCCCAUUAGGUAGAACGGCUUUGCAUGCUGCAAUUCUUUGGGAUAAUAGAGAAAUGACCGAAAAAAUUCUGAAAAAAAUUGGAGGUGCCAUAACUAAAAAAGAAGACCAAGAAGGUUUGACUCCACUACACUUGGCUGCAGACUCAAAUCGCUGGAAGUCUACACAGCUGUUGCUAGCACAUGAUCCACAAGUAGCAUACAUGAAAGACAAAGGCGGGAGGACAGCUCUUCACAUUGCAGCUCAUCGUGGCAAUAAUCGGGUCAUGGAAAGUAUUAUAGGCAUGUGUCCAGAUUGUUGCGAACUGGUUGACAACAAAGGCUGGAAUGCGUUGCACUUUGCGGUGGAGGGCAAUUGGUGUUGA
Molecule: messenger RNA, 948 nt
Organism: Juglans microcarpa x Juglans regia
Lineage: Eukaryota; Viridiplantae; Streptophyta; Magnoliopsida; Fagales; Juglandaceae
Product: ankyrin-1-like
Exons: 2
Coding region: 1-948 (315 amino acids)
Molecular function (GO): protein binding
Source: RefSeq, a predicted model, not a curated record